AUGGAUUGUAAAUUAAUAUUGACCUUUUGCCAACAACAACAACAACAACAAACUUGGUUGAUUCUAAAAUUAAUAAAUAACAACAGAAGUAGUAGUAGUUCUGUUGUUACAAAAGACAGAGAUAGAGAGAUGUUUAAAAGAAAGAGAUCAGACGAAGCAUUGAGCCUUGAAACUCAAUAUAUUCAACAACAACCGCCACCAAUACAACAACAUUAUCAACAAUACCCAAUACAACAACAACCACUUCAACAACAACAUUCUCCAUAUUCAAUAAGUAAUCUAAAUAUAGAUAGUGGAAGUAGUAGUAGUGGAAGUGAGGGAGAAGAUGACAAGAUAUUAAAGAUAAGGAAACUUGAAAUUAGAUCUAUCAUCACUUUUAAUCUAAUCAUUUAUUAUUAUUAUUAUACUCUUAGACCAACUAUUCCUCUACAGCAACUGCAGCUACAACCACAACAAAUACUACAACAAUAUAAUAAUAAUAAUAAUAUCCCUCAUCAUCAGCAUACUACUCAACAACAACAACAAUAUAAUAACGUUGAUCAUACUCAUCACCAUCAACAACCUCAUCAACCUCAUCAUAAUACACAUUUUGUAAAUAAUAAUCACCAUCAACCUCAUCCUCAACAUCAUAUACCAAUUACACCAACUAUAAUCGAACAAUAUAAUCAUAGUCAACAACAACAACAGCAACAGCAACAAACAAUACCGAUACACAAUAAUACCAAUACUACCAAUAAUACCAACCAAUACUCAAAUAUAAACAAUACACUUCGAAAUGCACAUAUCGACAGAAUGCGAUUACGUUAUGGUCUCAAACCUCUUCAAGAGACAUAA
Messenger RNA from Cavenderia fasciculata, 834 nucleotides. RefSeq lists its product as uncharacterized. The transcript has 3 exons. Bases 1 to 834 code for a protein of 277 amino acids. NCBI's taxonomy places the organism in Eukaryota, Evosea, Eumycetozoa, Acytosteliales, Cavenderiaceae. The record is from RefSeq and is a predicted model, not a curated record.